CCAUUCAUUCAACCCUCUUACACACAAAUACACACAUACCACACACAUACAUUGUAUUAUUGAAGAAAGAUGAAGGGUGCAGCAGUAUGUGUCUUGAUGGUGCUAGCUGUGGCCCAGCUGAUGGUCGAUCCAGGCCACGCCAUCACAUGUGGUGAUGUGACCAAAUGCAUAGGACCAUGUGUUCCCUUCCUGACAGGGACACAGCCAAAUCCAGGCAACGCAUGCUGUGCCGGCGUCAAUCAGCUGAAGGGCUUGGCGCCCACCACUACUGACAGGCGUGCUGCAUGCGCCUGCGUGAAAACUGCUGCGGCCAACUUCAAAAACCUAAAUGCUGACGCAGUGAGCUCAUUACCGGCCCAAUGUGGCACACCACUUCCCUUCCCUAUCAACAAGGACACCAAUUGCGAAAUAAUUCCUUGAAUUGGAGUUCGAUUGAGGGAGAAAUAAAGAGAAGCGUAUGCGUGCUAGCGCGUUGCUACCUCGUCUACCAUGAAUAGAUGACCAUGGUGAAUGGAUAUGUAAUGCGAAAUAAGUUGCUGUAGGAUGUAUAAGGUUUACGCAUGUAUGGGCUUCCAUUGGCAGUAUGAAAGCUAAUAUCUGAUGAAAGGGUGGUUGCCAGGCUUCCCUCUAUUCAUGCAAGAACCUUUUUGUUUUCUUUCUUUUUCAAGAACCUUGGUCGGUAGAAAGUUGAUGUUUAUCGAUGUUUAAUGAAAGUGGGUCCCGAUCUACUACAAA
Messenger RNA from Magnolia sinica, 735 nucleotides. Its product is annotated as non-specific lipid-transfer protein A-like. The transcript has 2 exons. The record is from RefSeq and is a predicted model, not a curated record. Gene Ontology annotation, cellular component: membrane. The coding region runs from base 70 to 420 and encodes 116 amino acids. Gene Ontology annotation, biological process: lipid transport. Gene Ontology annotation, molecular function: lipid binding. NCBI's taxonomy places the organism in Eukaryota, Viridiplantae, Streptophyta, Magnoliopsida, Magnoliales, Magnoliaceae.